Molecule: messenger RNA, 1362 nt
Organism: Acanthosepion pharaonis
Lineage: Eukaryota; Metazoa; Mollusca; Cephalopoda; Sepiida; Sepiidae
Source: the annotation of a GenBank genome assembly
AUGCGAAAACCACUCUUUCCCUCUCCACUCUCUCUCUCUCUUUUCUCCUUUUUCUCAUUAUUUUUUUUUCCUUUACUCUCACCCUAUUUCUCUCUCACCCUAUUUAUCUAUCUCUUUUUUUCUCUCUGUUGUCCAUGCAGAGGAGUCAAAGCACUGGAGUACAUUGGAUUCCUUACAAAUCUUUUCAUUGAUUCUUUCUUGCGUUCGUUCGUUCGUUCUUUCUUCUUUCUUUCAUUCUUUCUUUUUGACACUCCUUUUUCUUAUCUCUCUAUAUCUUUAUCUUCAUCUUCUAUCGCUCUACACCUUUCUCUCCUUCUCUCUCAUUCUAUCUCUCUAUCACUCUAUCUCUCUAUCUAUCUAUCUCAUUUUGCUAUCGUUUCUCAAGUCCUCUAUAUUCUGUUUCUCUCUACGACUUCUCCGCUUAUCUGCUUUGCUUUUUCCUUCUUUCUCCCUCACUCUUGGUUCACCCAUAUCUCUUCCAUUGACAUUCUACCUUAUUUUCGUCGUAUCUCCCUCCCUUUCUAUCCUACCACUUUACCCCUAUGUCUAUUAGUUUCUAUCUCCCUCUCUAAUUCACUUCCUCCUGUCUUUAUGCCCUCCCUUCCACUCUUAUUCUGCCUUAUCAUCGCCUCUCCCACCCUCAACUCUCACGCCAUCCAACCUCUCUCUCUCUCUCUCUCUCUCUCUCUCUCUCUCUGUCCGUGUCUUUCUAUAAAUCUCUCCUUCUCUAAUUCAUUUUCUCUUGACUUUAUAGUCCCUCUUUCUUUCAUUCAGUGUUAUUUUAUUACCUCCUCCCAAUCUCUCUCCUCCAACUUCUCAAUCUCUCUCUCUUUCUCUCUCUCUCUCUCCCUAUCUCUUUCUAUCUAUCUAUCUAUCUAUCUAUCUUUUGAUCUCUCUAAUCAACUUCCUAUUGGCUUCUUGAUCGCAGAGAACGUUUUCGCACCCACACAUCGUAUAUUCUUAACCCCUUUCGAUUCUUUCACAUUGUUCUCUUUCUCUUCGGUAUUAUUUUCAUCAGCAUCAUCAUCUUUCUUUCUUACUGUCUUUACUUCUUUUCUUUCCUUCUUUCUUUACUUCUUUUCUUUCCUUCUUUCUUUACUUCUUUUCUUUCUUUCUUUAAGAAAGAAUGAAGGAAAGAAAAUUCUUUCUUUACUUUUCUUUUUUACUUUUUACUUUUUUCUUUUCUUUCCUUCUUUCUCUCUUUACUUUUUCUUUCUUUACUUUCUUUUUUCUUUCGUUUUUUCUUUUCUUCUUUCUUUGCUUCUUUUCUUGCCUUCUUUGCUUCUUUUCUUGCCUUCUUUCUUUCUUUCUUUCUUUACUUCUUUUCUUUCUUUACCUUUUCAUUCCUUCUCUCCAAAUUGA